AUGGCACUCGUGACCUUGUCCGGAUUUCCUUCUUCCGGAAAGACUCGACGAGCGGAACAACUCAAAGGAUACCUUGAGCAAAAAUUGCAGGAAAAUAGCGAGAAUGAGGAGACCAAAGGAUGGAGAGUAUCAGUGCUGUCAGACGAAUUAUUGAGUAUCCCGAGAAGCUCAUACGAUGAAAGCCGGCUUGAGAAACCGGCACGUUCAGCUCUCCUCUCGGCCAUCGUUCGGGAUCUUUCCAAGAACACAAUCCUAAUAGUUGAUUCGUUGAAUUACAUCAAAGGAUUUCGAUAUCAAAUGUAUUGCGCUGCACGAGAAGUUGGUGUUCGAGUUGCUACCGUGGGUCCGGCCCGUUAUCCUCUCCCCGAGCUGGUAACGAUAAUUACUUUACCGAAAGUAGGUAUUUGUGGUGCCACUCUGAAUGUGCAAGGAAUGGAACCAGAAGCGGGAAGAUCGAUAUAUGAUGCGACAUUCGAUAACCUAAUCCAACGUUACGAAGAACCAAACUCGAUGGUCCGGUGGGAUGCGCCUUUAUUCACCGUACCAUGGUCAGAUGAGACAGUUCCUGGAGAAGAUAUUUGGCGCGCAAUCACACUGGGGGACAAACGACCCGCAAACCAGGCUGUAGCUUCCAUCGCCAAGCCACCUUCCGAUGCCCUCCAAGUCCUGGACCAGACAACAGCAUCGGUCGUAGGCGCAAUCAUGUCUGCUCAAUCAACCUUGGGAGGAAGUGUCCACUACCCAACAUCACUCUCCCGAGUCGACAUGUCUCGCUUCCCGAACUUCUCGGCACAAGCGCCAGUUUGUCGCCGCUCGGAAAAAGGCAGUUACCAAGGCUUGGCGGGGAACAAGGGCGAGAUGGAUUGGGAUGCUGAGUCUGUUGCAAAGAAAUUUGUCGAGUACCUGGAAGAGAACUUGGCACCUUGA
Rhizoctonia solani is the source of this 927-nucleotide messenger RNA. Its product is annotated as Chromatin associated protein KTI12. The record is from RefSeq and is a predicted model, not a curated record. Bases 1 to 927 code for a protein of 308 amino acids. The transcript is spliced from 6 exons. Lineage: Eukaryota; Fungi; Basidiomycota; Agaricomycetes; Cantharellales; Ceratobasidiaceae.